Neurospora crassa OR74A is the source of this 2458-nucleotide messenger RNA. RefSeq names its product eukaryotic translation initiation factor 2 beta subunit, variant. Gene Ontology annotation, cellular component: eukaryotic translation initiation factor 2 complex. The coding region runs from base 939 to 1811 and encodes 290 amino acids. Lineage: Eukaryota; Fungi; Ascomycota; Sordariomycetes; Sordariales; Sordariaceae. The transcript is spliced from 4 exons. Gene Ontology annotation, molecular function: translation initiation factor activity; mRNA binding; translation initiation factor binding. Gene Ontology annotation, biological process: formation of cytoplasmic translation initiation complex; translational initiation; formation of translation preinitiation complex. The record is from RefSeq and is a predicted model, not a curated record.
CGGUGCCCCAUCCAGAGCCGUGUGUACAGAAAGAACUCCGCUCAGUCUCCAGCCCAACGACAGAACUAAACGACAGUAGUAGUAGGUAACCAGACCAGGACCCAAGCGGCAUCCAACUACCUAGGUCCCCGCAAAGAACAAUUCCAGGUCCGAAACUGAAAGAAAGCUGAGAUCAGUCUGCCUGCAUCGAUACCUCUCCCGACCCCAAAGUCUACCUAAUCUCAUCCAUCGACAAAAUCCACUCUCUGCGACCAACAAAGAGUCCACCGGAAGAGACAUCGAUUACAAAGAAAAAGACGGACAAUCACACACCUACAGACAGACAGACAGACACCACCACACUCUCAAACACACCAGUGGCCCAGCAUGGAUUCUGAAGUAAGUACCUGGGAUGGAUCUCCUUGCUUCAGUACACACUCACUACCUCUACGCCCACACAACACACCCUCCGUCCUCCCCGACCCUACCACCACGCUAGAGGCAGACACCUCGAGCCCUGGGGGGAGCCACGCUUCUCGCCUAGUCAAAAAUACUAAGGAAAUAAAAAGUCCCAUUCACCACACUGCACACCCCUCACUGUACUUUGCUACCUACGCAGUGCAAUUAUACCUAUCCCCGGCCCCAGCCCUCAAGUCCCCUGACGUGUACUGCCCCUCCAAGGCGCCAACCCUCUCCCUCCACCCCCAGCCCAAAAUCCACCAUAAAGUUCUGGCACUCUGCAGCGCGAAAACGCCGCCAAUCAUCCCAAAAAAUUCCGAGCUUUCCUAUCCACACUCGACGGCGAAAUCCUUGACCGCUAUCGCGACUCCCACGACAAGCGCCUUAUCCACUCCGAUAUACUAACCCUUUAGGCGCCCUCUAUCAAAAGACGCCCCUCGCGCAAGUCUGUCACCUUUACCGACGAGAAGCUAGUUGUCAACCCCGACGGUUCUGUCACCAUGGACGCCUCUCCCGCCGACGAAAUCAAGGAGACUGCCCAGUCCCACUCUGCUCCCACCGAGCCCCAGGAUGCUGCUGCUGCUGCCGCCCCCGCCGCCGAUGAUGGCCUCGACCUUUCGCUCAUGAAGAAGAAGAAGAAGAAGGUCAAGAAGGAGGACGAUGCCGACGCCGCUGCUGAUGAGGCCGCCCCUGCCGAGGGUGACGGUGCUAUCGACCUCACCAUGAAGAAAAAGAAGAAGAAGAAGGUCGUCAAGGAGGAUGAUGAGUUCGCCAAGAAGCUGGAGGCUCUCAACAUUGAGGGCAAGGAGGGCGAGGAGGCCGCCCCCCAGGAGGACGAGCAGGAGGGCGAUAUGGACCAGGGCACCGGCAUUUGGGCCCACGACGAGACCAAGCCCAUCAGCUACAACGCUCUUCUGUCCCGUUUCUUCGCCCUUCUCUCGCAAAAGAACCCCGACCACGCCUCUACCGGUACACGGUCGUACAAGAUCCCGCCCCCGCAGUGUCUCCGUGAAGGCAACAAGAAGACCAUCUUCGCCAACCUGCCCGAGAUUUGCAAGCGCAUGAAGAGAGCCGACGAGCACGUUACUUCUUACCUUUUCGCCGAAUUGGGUACCAGCGGUUCCGUCGACGGCAGCAGGCGUCUGGUCAUCAAGGGUCGUUUCCAGCAGAAGCAGAUCGAGAACGUUCUGCGUACCUACAUUAUCGAGUACGUUACCUGCAAGACGUGCCGUUCCCCCAACACCGAGCUCUCCAAGGGCGAGAACCGUCUUUAUUUCAUUACCUGCAACUCUUGCGGUUCUAGGCGGUCUGUCCAGGCCAUUAAGACCGGUUUCUCUGCCCAGGUCGGCAAGAGAAAGAAGAUGCAGGGUUAAGCGGUUUUUGUUUUCUUGUUUCGAGGCCCUUGCAGUUUGCUUUUCAAUGUUUUCACGCUUCAAGGACGGAGUUAAGACGGCAUUGUAUAUGGCUGGUUGGGCACGGGUCUUUUACGAAGUAGCACGGCCCCUCUGAACGGCAAUCUCUCAUCUCCAGUACACGAGAGAGAGGAUGGAAGAGAGAGUCUGUGCUACAAAAUCAGGUGAAUUCCUUACGCGGUAGGGUACGGGUUAAUAUGACGAUACUUGAUGAAGAAUUGGUACACAAAAAGUUCUGGUUUUUGAUGAUGGUGGCACACUUAUCCUUACUUUGCAUAGGGAGUCUGAUAAAGAGGAGGGCUUUCUUCUUUUCCUGAGCUUGUCUGAUUUAUAUGGAUGAGGGCUGCGAGGUUGUAUCUAGACUGAUGUGGGAUUCAGAGGUUCUCAGGUCAUUCAUGACCAUGGUCAGCAAGCUAGACUGGGAGAGCAAGGAAGAGGCUGACUGAGCGCAGGAUUACGAAGCGAUGGAUUUUGAGAUCUUGCGAACAGGAAUUAUUCUCUGUUCUUUGCAGUAUGUAUAGCCAUUCAGUCUACCUUUAUAAACUACAUUAUGUUAUCGAAACUCAAAGUGGCAGUUGAGUAAAAUGAUAAACCUUGAUACUCCGCGA